AACACACAGCAGCACUGAAGAUGUCAGCGCCUGUAAUGGACACAUGUCAUGUCUCCUGUUGUGCCAAUCGCACUCCUAAUGUUGUGUCAUGGGGCAGAGGAGGUCUCAUCGCAUUUGGGACAUGCAAUUCAGUUGUACUUUAUAAUCCACAGGACAUUACGAUUGUGGAGGUCCUGAAUAAACAUACUGGUAGGGUGAACGCUGUCCAGUGGGUUCAUAAACAAGACUGCAGUCCUGAAACACAUCUGGUAUCUGGGGGGACAGAUAAUAAUGUUGUUGUUUGGAAGAAGCAUGAUGGACAGUUCACUGCAUGUGCAGUGUGUUCGGGACACUCAGGGCCGGUGUGUGCAGUGGACGCUGUGUCUCUGCCCUCCUCUCAAUUACUGCUGGCCUCAGCAUCAUCUGACUCCACUGUUAAACUCUGGACCAGCACCUCUGAUACAGCUGAAUGCCUCCAGACCAUUUCAUUUGGAAGCGGGUUCGUGAUGGAUGUCUCGUUGGCACUGUUGCCAGGCAGCAGAGUUCCAGUACUUGCCUGUGGGGAUGAUGACAGCAAGGUUCACCUGUAUGUGCAGAUCAGUGGACAGUUUCAGAGGGUUCUGACACUGGCAGGUCAUGAGGACUGGGUGCGAGGUGUGGAAUGGGCCGUACAAGAUGGAGAGCUCUUGCUGGCCAGCUGCUCUCAAGACUGUCUGAUCAGAGUGUGGAGGCUGUUUCCCAAAACUGCCACUGAACCAGACCUUCAGAGUGACACUGUUAUUAAAAUGAAGGAGAAUGUCUUUGAAGUGUGUGGAGAUGUGUUUGCAGUAACUCUUGAAACGGUGCUAGCUGGCCAUGAAAACUGGGUUUAUGGAAUGCAUUGGCAGCCCCCACAGACCAAAGGUGACUCAGUGGAACAGCCCUUGAAACUACUGUCUGCAUCAAUGGACAAAACAAUGAUCUUAUGGGGGCCAGAGGAGGAUUCAGGCGUGUGGGUAGAGCAGGUACGUGUUGGUGAAGUCGGAGGAAACACCUUGGGUUUUUAUGGCUGUCAGAUGAGUCCAGACGGCUCUAUGAUUCUGGCUCAUGCCUUCCACGGAGCACUGCAUCUCUGGCACCGUGACGACGACCAGGGAGAGUGGAGGCCCGGUGUGGUUGUUUCAGGUCACUUUAACGCAGUGCAGGACCUGAGUUGGGACCCAGAAGGAGAGUUUAUCGUCAGUGUUGGAUCAGACCAAACCACCAGACUCUUCACACCCUGGAAGAGAAAAGGAUGCGCAAAGAUGACCUGGCACGAGAUCUCCAGGCCACAGAUUCACGGCUAUGACAUGCAGUGUCUGACUAUGGUUGGUCGUUUCCAGUUUGUGUCUGGUGCUGAUGAGAAGGUCCUGCGGGUGUUCAGAGCUCCAAGGAAUUUCGUAGAGAACUUUGCUAACAUAUCAUGCACCUCUCUGGAGAAACUGCAGGCCUGUAACGAUAUAGCUGACCUCCCAGAGGGAGCCAGCACGCCCGCCCUCGGCCUGUCUAACAAGGCUGUGUUUCAAGGUGACCUUGCAUCUCAGAGCACUCAACAGGAUAGUGAUGGUUUCAGUGGCAUGUCUGACCAGUACAAAGAGUCCUACUUUCAACCUCUCAGUCUCACUGACCCCCCGACAGAGGACGAUCUCUUGCAGAACACACUGUGGCCAGAGGUACAAAAGCUGUACGGUCACGGCUUUGAGAUGUUUUGCCUGGCGUCAGAUUCUGCGAGGACGGUGGUGGCCUCUGCGUGUAAGGCCUCUAAAGCAGAGCAUGCUGCCAUCCUGCUGUGGAACACUACCUUGUGGAAACCGCUCCAGUCACUGCCCUGUCACAGUUUGACCGUCACUCAGAUGGCAUUCUCCCCGAACGGACAUCUUCUGCUCGCUGUGUCUCGGGACCGCACCUGGUCACUAUGGAGACGAGGAAACCCUGGCACAGAUUCAGAGCCCAGUUUUUCUCUCUAUGCAAACACUAGUAAGGAGACAGCGGUUCACACACGCAUCAUCUGGUCAUGUGACUGGAGCUCUGACAGCAAGUACUUUGUUACAUCAAGUCGAGACAAGAAGGUGAUAAUUUGGGGCCAUUGUGGCUCUGCAGACUGUGUUGGUGAGUGUGUGGGGGCCAAUGUGAGUCCCUGCUCCUCUGUCUUGGAUGUUGGAGAUUCAUCUACUGCUGUGUCGAUCUGCCCAGUGUUGUGUUCAGACCAGAGUUAUUUAUUAGCUGUGGGUCUUGAGAAUGGGCGGAUUUUACUGUAUAAAUGGAGGCCAUCUGAGGAUCUAUCUUCUGGGUUAGACUGGAGCAAAUGUUGGGAAACGGAUGGCUGUCAGAGUCACACACUGGUGGUGAAGAGGCUACGCUGGAGGCCGAGGCAGGGCCGGGCAGGCCAAGACAAGGAGGAUGAGAACGAGGGCCAAUCCUGGGUCCAGCUCGCCAGUGCUGGUGCCGACCAUGCAGUCAAAAUCUUCAACAUCAAAAUAUCAGCAUUGUGACAUCACACCGCCUCUGGUGACAUGCACUUGAGGUCAUCUGCUGUGUGUCCAGUACUUUGACCCACUGCUGAUAUUCAGUGGAAGAAUGGACUACAUUUUACAGCCUUUCAGGCAGAGUGUGACCGUCAGCUGAUCUGUGUGGCAAAAUGUGAUAAACACCACUUAGAGUGGGGGUUGCUGGGAGCAGUUAAACUGUCACUCUCUUAAAGGGAUGGUUCAACCAAAAUUAAAACUCUGUCAUUAUUAAUGACAGAGUUUAACCCUCAUGUUGUUCCAAAUCCAUAGGAAUUUCUUUCUUUCUUUCUUGGAGCACAAAAGGAGAUGUAAGGCAGUAUAUUAAUCUCAGUCACCAUUCACUGUCAUUGCAUCAUUUUCAAUACAGUGAAAGUGGAUGGUGACUGAGUUCGUCGUUUUGCCUAACCAUCGCCUUUUGUGUUCCACAAAAGAAAGUCAUAGGGGUUUGAAAAAACACAAGGGUGUACAAAUGACAAUUUUUAUUUUUGGGUGAACUGUCCGUUUACAUCAACUUCUGUUCAUUGAAAAUUGGCACUAUUACUUAUAACAUGUAAACAUAGACUAUCCUAUUUAUAGUGAAUGAAAAAACAUGUUGCUUUGUAUUCUAUUAAACGUCUUUUUUCUAACA
Myxocyprinus asiaticus (Chinese sucker) is the source of this 3132-nucleotide messenger RNA. It is a transcript of the gene elp2, whose product is annotated as elongator acetyltransferase complex subunit 2. The transcript has 22 exons. Gene Ontology annotation, biological process: tRNA wobble uridine modification. The record is from RefSeq and is a predicted model, not a curated record. Gene Ontology annotation, molecular function: protein binding. Lineage: Eukaryota; Metazoa; Chordata; Actinopteri; Cypriniformes; Catostomidae. Gene Ontology annotation, cellular component: elongator holoenzyme complex. The coding region runs from base 21 to 2489 and encodes 822 amino acids.